This is a messenger RNA of Loxodonta africana (African savanna elephant), 2678 nucleotides long. RefSeq names its product menin 1 (gene MEN1). Gene Ontology annotation, molecular function: Y-form DNA binding; chromatin binding; transcription cis-regulatory region binding. Lineage: Eukaryota; Metazoa; Chordata; Mammalia; Proboscidea; Elephantidae. The transcript has 10 exons. Gene Ontology annotation, cellular component: histone methyltransferase complex; chromatin; nucleus. Gene Ontology annotation, biological process: negative regulation of cell cycle; regulation of transcription by RNA polymerase II; negative regulation of cell population proliferation. The coding region runs from base 162 to 1994 and encodes 610 amino acids. The record is from RefSeq and is a predicted model, not a curated record.
CUCACCUCCUCUGCGGCGCCCGGAGCAGAAGGACUACAACUCCCAUAAGUCACUGAGGACUGGCCGGGCCGGCAACCAUUUCAAGGCUCGGCACGGGCGAGAGCGGGUCCAGGACUUCACUUCCCGGCAAGCCGCGCGGCCCAAGGCCGCUGCCCGCCGCCAUGGGCCUGAAGGCCGCUCAGAAGACGCUCUUUCCGCUGCGCUCCAUCGACGACGUAGUGCGGCUCUUCGCUGCUGAGCUGGGCCGGGAGGAGCCAGACCUGGUGCUCCUGUCCUUGGUACUGGGCUUCGUGGAGCAUUUUCUGGCUGUCAACCGGGUCAUCCCCACCAACGUGCCUGAGCUCACCUUCCAGCCAAGCCCUGCGCCCGACCCCCCUGGCGGCCUCACCUACUUCCCCGUAGCUGACCUAUCCAUCAUCGCUGCCCUGUAUGCCCGCUUCACUGCCCAAAUCCGCGGUGCCGUCGACCUGUCCCUCUACCCCCGGGAGGGGGGUGUCUCCAGCCGUGAGCUGGUGAAGAAGGUCUCCGAUGUCAUCUGGAACAGCCUCAGCCGUUCCUACUUCAAGGACCGGGCCCACAUCCAGUCCCUCUUCAGCUUCAUCACAGGCACCAAACUGGACAGCUCCGGUGUGGCCUUUGCUGUGGUGGGGGCCUGCCAGGCCCUGGGUCUCCGGGAUGUCCACCUGGCCCUGUCUGAGGACCAUGCCUGGGUUGUGUUUGGGCCUAACGGGGAGCAGACAGCUGAGGUCACCUGGCAUGGCAAGGGCAACGAGGAUCGCAGGGGCCAGACAGUCAACGCGGGUGUGGCCGAGCGGAGCUGGCUGUACCUGAAAGGAUCAUACAUGCGCUGUGACCGCAAGAUGGAGGUGGCAUUUAUGGUGUGCGCCAUCAACCCUUCCAUUGAUCUACACACUGACUCACUGGAGCUGCUGCAGCUGCAGCAGAAACUGCUGUGGCUGCUCUAUGACCUGGGACACCUGGAAAGAUACCCCAUGGCACUGGGGAACCUGGCAGAUCUGGAGGAACUGGAGCCUACUCCUGGCCGGCCGGACCCACUCACUCUCUACCAUAAGGGCAUUGCCUCAGCCAAGACCUACUACCGGGAUGAGCACAUCUACCCCUAUAUGUAUCUGGCUGGCUAUCACUGUCGCAACCGCAAUGUGCGUGAAGCUCUGCAGGCCUGGGCCGACACAGCCACUGUCAUCCAGGACUACAACUACUGCCGUGAAGAUGAGGAGAUCUACAAGGAGUUCUUUGAAGUAGCCAAUGACGUCAUCCCCAACCUGCUGAAGGAGGCAGCCACCCUGCUGGAGGCAGGCGAGGAGCGGCCAGGGGAGCAGGCGCAGGGCACCCAGAGCCAGGGUUCUGCCCUCCAGGACCCUGAGUGCUUCGCCCACCUGCUGCGCUUCUACGAUGGCAUCUGCAAAUGGGAGGAGGGCAGCCCCACGCCGGUGCUGCACGUCGGCUGGGCCACCUUCCUCGUGCAGUCCCUUGGCCGUUUUGAGGGACAGGUGCGGCAGAAGGUGCGCAUUGUGAGUCGGGAGGCUGAGGCAGCAGAGGCUGAGGAGCCCUGGGGCGAGGAGGCCCGGGAAGGCCGGCGACGCGGUCCGCGGCGGGAGUCCAAGCCUGAGGAGCCGCCGCCGCCCAAAAAGCUGGCGCUGGACAAGGGCCCAGGCGCUGGGCAGGGUGCGGUGCCAGGACCGCCCCGGAGGCCCCCAGCGACCAGCCCGGGUACUGCCCGUGGCCCUGAGGGAGGCAGCGCGGGCCCGGCACCUGUGCCUGCUGCGUCACCGCCACCGGAGGGCCCGGUGCUCACGUUUCAGAGCGAGAAAAUGAAGGGCAUGAAGGAGCUGCUGGUGGCCACCAAGAUCAACUCGAGCGCCAUCAAGCUGCAGCUCACAGCGCAAUCGCAGGUGCAGAUGAAGAAGCAGAAGGUAUCCACGCCCAGCGAUUACACACUGUCUUUCCUCAAGCGGCAGCGCAAGGGCCUCUGAACCACCAGGACUGCAGCCCGGAUCCAGGCCCUCUCCCUCUGGGUCGAGGUGCCACCCCCACCCCAGGGGGCCUAGGCCCAAACCAGGCCCCACCUGUUCUUGACCCCAGGCUUCAGACUCUGACCCCAUACUCCCAACUCUGUUGCCCCCAGCUCAGAACUGAGGGCUCUGCUUCCGCCCUUGGGAUAUAGGUCUGGUACCCCAGAAUCCCAGCCUGCUGCUGGAAACACCACCUCAGGCCCCCACCACCAGCCCCUAGAAACUCAAGCCCCACCUCGGAAGCAAGGACUAACACUAGGCCCGUGGUGUAGCUCAGAGUGGAUCCCAGCACCUGGGGUCCACCAGCCGGGGAACCAAGGACGCCUCUCAGUUCGAUCUAGGAGCUCAUUUCCGCACUUGAGCAUUAUAUCCCUUGGGAGUCCAAGCCCCGGUCCAUAAACAUCUUGUCCCGCUUCCAGAACUUGGAAAUCUAGUGUCUUCCCCUCCCUAGCGAACCGUCUGGGACCCGAAGCUCCGCCCCUUUCCUGACCAAACUGGCCCCGGGUCAGAGCACGAGCGCCCUUCGAGCCUCCCCGAAUUCCAGCCCGUCUCGGGGGACCUCGGAGGAAAUCUGCAGGGGUUGGGAGUGGGUGAGGGGAGCCUGAUCUCUUCCUGUUUUGUACAUAGAUUUAUUUUUCAGUUCCA